This is a messenger RNA of Cephus cinctus (wheat stem sawfly), 1896 nucleotides long. RefSeq names its product tetratricopeptide repeat protein 8 (gene BBS8). The transcript has 9 exons. The record is from RefSeq and is a predicted model, not a curated record. Gene Ontology annotation, cellular component: ciliary basal body; BBSome; non-motile cilium. Gene Ontology annotation, biological process: non-motile cilium assembly. NCBI's taxonomy places the organism in Eukaryota, Metazoa, Arthropoda, Insecta, Hymenoptera, Cephidae. Gene Ontology annotation, molecular function: protein binding. The coding region runs from base 1 to 1491 and encodes 496 amino acids.
AUGGAAUUAUUCCAAGCGCUCAGUUUAUUCGGUAGACGAAAAUACGAAGAAUGUACGUCGAUAUGCACUGAUCUAUUAAAGAAAAAUCCAUUGGAUCAGGCUGUAUGGGUUUUAAAAAUGCGUGCACUCACAAUGCAAGUAUAUGUGGACGAUAUAGAGGGUGAGGAAGAAGGGAUUGCCGAGAGUCUGUUAGAUACUUAUACUAUAGCCUCAAUGCCCAGGCCAGGAACAUCCCUUAAAAAUCCUGGCACGUCAUUCACAGGACAAGGCUUGCGUCCGAAAACACAAUCAGGCAGACCAGUCACUGGAGUAAUUCGACCAUUGACACAGUCUGCAGUCUCUCAGACUUUUGAACAGGCUUUAAAAACCCCAAGAAGUGCUACAAGUGCAAGACCAAUCACAGCGAGUACCGGGCGAAACGUUAGAUUGGGUACAGCUUCAAUGUUGACGGAACCAGACGGUCCUUUUAUUCAACUGUCGAGACUGAACAUAACGAAAUAUGCUAGUCAACCUGGUAUAGCCAAACCGUUAUUUGAAUAUAUAUAUUAUCACGAACAAGAUGUGAGAUAUGCUUUAGAUUUGGCUGUGCAAGCGACUCAAGUUUGUCAAUUCAAAGAUUGGUGGUGGAAAGUACAGUUGGGAAAGUGUUAUUAUACUUUGGGCCUUGUCAGAGACGCUGAACAACAAUUUAAAUCAGCUUUGAAGGAAUGCAAAACAAUCGAAACGGUACUGAGACUGAUAAGAGUAUAUGUCAGACUAGAUCAGCCAUUGGCUGCACUGGAAACAUGCAAAAAGGGUCUGGAAUAUUUUUCCAAUGAUGUGACUAUACUUACAGAAAUGGCACGAGUAUUCGAAGGUCUAAAUAAUAUGCCAAUGUCGGUAAAAUAUUAUAAAAUGAUAGUUCAAGAAGAUGCGUCUCAUACAGAAGGAAUUGCCAGUAUUGGUAUGCAUCAUUUUUACAAUGACCAACCGGAAUUAGCAUUGCGUUAUUACAGGAGAAUUUUGCAAAUGGGUGUGUAUAAUGCUGAAGUUUUUAAUAAUCUCGGUCUGUGCUGCUUCUACUCUCAGCAAUAUGAUCAUACUGUUUCCUGUUUCGAGAGAGCAAUCAGUCUUGCAACAGAUGAAAAUAUUGCAGACGUGUGGUACAAUAUUUCUCACAUUGCUAUUUGCUUAGGUGACUUGGAAAUGGCAGAUCAAUGCUUGAGACUUGCUAUUGCAGCGGAUAAUAGGUAUGCGCUGGCAUAUAAUAAUCUUGGAGUAUUGGAAAUCAAAAGUAACAAUGUCACUGCAGCUCGUGCGUACUUUCAUGCAGCUGCUAGUAUCGCUGAUUAUUCAUAUGAACCUCAUUUCAAUAGCGCACAUCUAGCGUACGAGGUAGGUGAUUUGCAAACCAGUUACAUCGCUGUACAGAAAGCCUUAAGUGCCUAUCCUGAUCAUGGUGACAGUAAGGAAUUGUUAAAGAAGUUGCAAAGACACUUUUCCCAUAUAUAAAUAUCAAGAGCUAUUUACACAAUAUGUUGUAUUUUGAUUUUCUUUAAUUUCUUAUAUUAACACUAUACAUUAUUAAUAUUAUGUACUAUGUACACUAAUAUAAAAUUAUAAUAGAUUUAAGAAAUUUAAUUUCCCUUGUACUUAUAUGUUGCAAUGUGAGUUUCUUAUGGCCAGUAGAGUCACAUAAAUUGUAAUUAACAUCAUUAGCAUGGACCUUAAUAAACUACUCUUGGCGAAAGUGAGUAAAUAUCUUAUACUAGUGAAAUUUCAGAUAGUACGUAAUAUGAGUUACCUACUUUGUAUAGUUUUUAGAUUUUUCAAAAGUCAGGCAAUGUAAAGUAUUAUGUUAAUGAUAUACCGUGUAUCAAACGUAAAAUACAACAUACAACGUACUGUCUGUCAGGA